This is a messenger RNA of Chlamydomonas reinhardtii, 4082 nucleotides long. RefSeq lists its product as uncharacterized. The coding region runs from base 126 to 3707 and encodes 1193 amino acids. Gene Ontology annotation, molecular function: kinase activity. Lineage: Eukaryota; Viridiplantae; Chlorophyta; Chlorophyceae; Chlamydomonadales; Chlamydomonadaceae. The record is from RefSeq and is a predicted model, not a curated record. The transcript is spliced from 2 exons.
GUAUAAUGCCUCCACGACAGGCUCGGGCCGCUCAAACUCCUGAAGUUCGCCUUAAACAGGGACUUCAGUACCUUUCUAGCCUUCGCGAGGAUGCCGUUGCAGAUCUAGGCCGCACCAAUGAGCUGAUGGAGGAACUCCGUGCAGCAGCGCUGGACGUCGUUGCCAGCCCCACAAUCCUGAGCAGCAUGCUGGCGGUUCAAGCCUGGGCCGCACGAGCCCUCGCAGCCGACGUGCAGAACAACUCAGCUUUCGUCGCGCUACGGGAAACGGCACUGAAGAUCGCAGAAGUUCUCGAAAGCAAGCGGGGCGACCCAGCUGGCGACCGCCUGGUUCGUGCCUUGAUCAGGGCGGACACGCUGGCCGCGUACUCGAGGCUGUGCUCACGGACGCUCGUGCCCCCCCGCGGGGCGGCAGCCCGCCGCAGCGUCUUGGAACGGCAGACGAUGAGGCUGUUGCUGGUCAUGCUCGUGGUCAAAGACCUAAACGACUUUGUGCUGCACGUGAAGGAAAGCCCGGACGACGAGCUGGGGCUGGAGCUGGUCGCAGCGCUCGUGCGCACCCAGGUGCUGGAGCACACCGCCCGGCUGCUGCUGCACGUCGCCAAGGUCGACCCGGCUGCCCCUGCAGGCUCAGCAGAUAGGAAAGCGAGCGUGUGGUUGACAGUGACGAAGUUUUCCGGCACGCUCAUGUGUCUGACGACCUGGAACCUGCACUUCACGGCGUUAAGCCGGCGGCCUCGCGAGAAGGACGUCAUGUGUUUGGCCAUGGACCCCAGCACGCGGCAUCAGACCUGCCUACUGGAGCAAGUGCGGCCGCUGCUGGCCGGCCGCUGCGUGCAGCUCUUCGCAGCGUGGGCGGGCCUGUUGGCUGCCGUUGUCGCACAGCAGCAACAGCAGAAGGCCGGUGACGAAGGCAGCGGCAAGCAGUCCCCGGCGUGUACCGGGUCACCGCUGUGGCACAAGCUGCCGCCGGCGCUGGUGCGGCCGCCUCUGGACCCUGCGGUGUGCAGCAUGGAGCUGGCGGACUUGUCAAACGUGGCGGCGGAGGCACUUGCUGCUGUGUUUCACGCGACGGUCAGCGGCCCCUGCGACCUGGCCGUUGCUCAGCCGCCCGUGGGCUACGGCCGCCGGCUGCGGCAGAGCCCGCAGUGGCAGCAGGCAGGGCCACCGGCGGGGCCUGCCGCGGCUUAUGCCGCAGGUGCUGUGGAGGUCUUGCAGGCCCAUGCAGCAGCAGUGGUGCCGUACAGUGCCGUACACGCGUACGGGCUGCUGCAUGAGGUUUGGUACGGCAUGGCCUGCGACAGCACGUGGCACAUGAAAACCCUGGGCCUGCUCGCCCUGGUGAUGGCCCGGCUGCUGACGGAGCUGCGGCCGCGGCAGGCGGCGGUGCUGCUGCCGCGCUGGUGGCGGCUGCUGGCGCAGGAGCCGUGCAUGCUCAUUGCCGUGCACGAGGUUGCGGAGGACGCGGGGGUGCUGCUGCGGCUGCAGCUGAAUGCGCCGCCGCCGGCCGCUUGGGCUGUCGAGGUGACGGAUGCCGCUUCCGUGGCUGCGGAGAGCAUGGACUGGCCGCCGGAACCCGCGGCGAUGCAGCACGUUGAAGCCGACUCCGCCGGCAAGGCCGCACCCUCCGCGACCGCAGCGAAUGCAGCAGCAGCAGCAGCCAGCCUGGCGCGUGGGAGGGACCCCAGCUACAGCCUGCGCUGCGCGCUGGACGCGGGGCUUCUGCCGGCCCUGGAGCGGUGCCUUCGCGCGCCGCAGGCCUGGCAGCAGACCGGUACUGGGCCGAGCAGCGCUGGCAGGCUCCUGAGUGUCGUGAACUGCGUGCUGCGCUACUCGGGCGUGUGGCCUGCGGUGCUGGCUCGCGGCCCCUUGCAGCAGGCGGUGUCGCUGAUUGCCACGCUGGGCACAGCAGCUCGGCUGUUGCAGGUUAAGGAUACGGCCCUGGGCGGCUACGUUUACGCCGCCGCCCACCCGGGUGCGCUGCAGAUGGCCUCCGGCGGUGCCGGGGGCUACCUGUGUGCCUACCUUGCCGCACUGCUGGAGCAGGUCGCGGACUUGCGGGCGCUGCGUGAGCGCGCACAGCAGCAGCAGGAGGAGGGGGCGCAGCAGGGGCAGGGGCCGAAGCAGCAAACGGAGGAGGAGCAGCAGCAGCGGGGUCGGCCGGAGCAGUCCGCGGCGCAGCUCGCAGCUGCUGCUGCGGCCCCCAACGCCGCAGCCACAGCCACCGCCACCGCAGCCUUCGACACCGAUGCCGCCGCCGCAGCUCCCCAUGCCGCAGCCACCACCGCAGCUUCCCCGCUGCUGCCCCUCAACUCGGUGUUGGAGCCGCCGCCGUGGGACUGGAGCGGCGACCUCAAGCCCCCCACCUGCUCCCUGGCCUGGAUGGCGGCGGCGGGCGGCCUGCCGGCUGCCGGCUCCACAGCGGACCGGCAGCAGCAGCUGCUCACCAGCUUCGCGCUGCACCACUGGCUGCCGGCGCUGGCACACGUGACGAGUUCGGCCUUGGAGACGCGGGCGGCGGCAGCGGCGCGCGUCACGGGCGUCUGGGGCGUUUAUCAAAAGUUGCUGGCGCAAGUUGUCCUAGUGGGGGACCUGGUGCUGGAGGUGCUCGGGCGCGAGGGGGAGCCAUGCGACGAAGCCGGUGCGGGUGCGGGCGCCAGUGGGGCGCCGCUGGGGCCGGUGGCGGGGGCAUGGUGGCGGGGCGACUCGCUGGCGGACGAGCUCCGUACGAGCAUGCACCGCAUUGCCAGCGUGCUGGAGGCGGAUGCGGUGGGGCUGGUGUCGGAGUGCUGCACGGCGGGGCAGCAGGCCGCCGCAUUGGACCUGCUGCAGAGGGUCUGGACGCGCUUCCCUGCGCGUGCACCCAUGGCGACAGAGCAGUGGGCGGCACGUGUGGCGGAAGACCAGCAGCGUCUACAGGGCGAUGAGCAGCAGCUGCAGCAGCAGCAGCAGCAGCAGCAGCGGGGGGAGGCGCAGCAGGAGAGGCAGGCGGAAAGCGGGAUGGGAAGCACCGGCAGCGGCAGCAGCGGCAGCUCCGACAGGCCGCAGCAGCAGGCGCCACCGCCGGAGCUGGUGCUGCAGUGUGUGGCGCCGCUGCCGGUGCGGCGGCUGGCGGCGGCGCGGGGGCGGCAGGACCUGGCGGGCUACCUGGACGCGGUGGCAGUGCUGGUGAGGGAGCAGCUGGCGAGGGGGCCGUGCGCUGGCGAGGAAGCUGUAGGAAGCUGCACGGCGCCGCAAGGGUCGGCGCGCGAAGAUGGCAGCGGGGAUGGCAGCGGGGAUGGCAGCGGCUCGGCGCAUGCCCGCGCGGCAACUGACAUGUGGGUGGAGGGGUGGCGUGCCGGCGCCGUGCGGCCGCGGUACCCGUGGCUGCUGUCUGCAGGCGAGGUGCGGGCGGGGCUGCAUGACCUGAUGGCCUCGCAGGCGGCUGCGGCUGGCCAGGGCAGCAGCAGCAGCAGCAGCGGUGGGCCGGUGUUUGAGCACAAGCUGUGCGCCAACCCGCACUGCAGCUCGCUGGACGGCCCCAGCGCGCUGAUAGCGCCCGGCAGCGGCAAGACGUGUGUGCGGUGCCGCGCGGUCACGUACUGCUGCGGUGCCUGCCAGCUGGCGGACUGGCGGGAGCGGCACUCCGGCACCUGCAGUGGAGCUGCCGCGAAGCCUGCGGGGGUUGGGUCAGCAGGGGCGGUGAAGGCAGGGCUGGAGGCGGCAUGAGUGUGGUAUGGCGCGGCCGUGGGGUAAGGGGGGGAGACAAGUGUGGUGGAAGGAAACAAGUGUGGCGUGGACGUAGGCUGCCUCCAUGCAUGUGGCUGUGCGACCGCAGACUGUACGGCUGCACGUGGCGGUGCGUGGCGGUGCGUGGCGGUGUGUGGCGUUGUACUGUACGGUACGGUGUCGGGGGUGGGGAUUGGAGGGGCUAGUCCGAAUGGGUGCCACUGGCCCAGGGCGAAUGGUUGCGCGUGCGACGGCACGCGUUGCUUUACACGGUACGCGGUGCAGGGUCGACCUUCGGUAGCACUGUAGCAGCUGCCGGGCAAAUGUACCGCAUGGAUUGUACGGCAGGGGAGAAGCAUGUAACCUUGUAGCCUU